AAAAAAAAAGAGUGCUGAAUAAGACGGGGCGGGAAAGUUUUCAUCACUAUUUUUUUCUUUUUUCUUAUGUCUAUCACACCCAAUAACCCACCUUGCCCUGCAUAUAGAGCCACUAAUAAGGAAAGUUUCGCAUAUGAUACAACCAUUCGAAGAUGGCCUAUUAUUUUAAACAGUGCUAUUAAGGAUAUUGAAGUAACAAUACGUAAUGAAACCAACGAAGCACGCGCAAAAGAGGGAAAACAGAUUAUCCAGGCUAUUGAAGAGAUAAAACAAGAGUUACUUGAUGAUAAGCCUUUAAGACCCAUUCAGGAUACGUUAAAGGACUGUGAGUCAUGGAACACUUUGUUGAAGCAAUACUUUGAAGGUUGCACUUGGUUCACGGGUACUUGGUUAUUCAAUGAAUGCUAUCUUUACAGAAGAAUUGCCGAACUAUUUCAAAACUCGCAACAUUGGGUGGGAUACGACUGCUUUGAAAGUCAAAAGCUGGCCACCUUCAAGGGAUCUCACGGUGCUGUCUAUGAUUUGGCACGCAAGAUGCCUGGUUUGAUCAAAGACUUGACUCAAGAGAAACUAGAGAUUGUAUAUUAUGAACUCAUCGAGGUCUGUCUCUGGGGGAAUGCGACCGAUUUGAGUUUAUUGACCAACAUGUCUCAAGAUGAUAUUCGUCGUCUUCAGGCAGUUGAAAAGAAUAAAUUGGCUGAGCGAAAGAAGUUUAUUGUUGUAGAUGACAUUGACAAAUUAUGGAACAAGGUAAAGGAUAUGCAUCAAGGACGUGUUGAUUUUGUUCUAGAUAACUCUGGUUUUGAGGUCUUUGUUGAUAUGAUCUUGGCCGAUUGGUUGUUGCAAUCUCAAAAGGCAUCUAAAGUUGUAUUCCACUGUAAAACUAUCCCUUGGUUUGUGUCUGACGUCAUGCCUAAAGAUAUGCCAAUGAUGUUUGAAAAGUGUCUAGAGAAAGGCUUUUUCCCUGGAGACCACACUCAAGAGGACACAGAGGCUUUAGAAACCAUGGUUCGUCGAUGGCAACAGUAUGUCCAGGAUCAACGUCUUGUUGUCACCUCUGACGACUUUUGGUGCUCACCUUUACCUUACUGGUAUUUGAAGUCGCAUGCUCCUAGUCUAUUUGAAGACAUGAAACAGGCAGACCUAGUCAUCUUCAAGGGAGACCUGAACUAUAGAAAACUGUGCUUUGACUGUGAUUGGCCCCUUACGACGUCAUUCAAGGAGGCCAUUGGUCCAGAUAUGGCAAACGACUUUACAAACAUUGUAUCUUUGCGUACCAACAAAGCAGAUGUUCUCGUUGGUCUCUCGGAAGAAACGAGAAAGGAUUUAGAAGAAAAUAGACGUGUUUCUAGAGAAGAGUUACGCUUUAGUGGAAAGUAUGCAGUUGUAGAGUACAAUUAACUUAUGAUAUGCUGUCCAAUAAAGACUGUCAUCUCGCUUAUGCCGCCCCCAAAGACUGUUCUCAUUGCUCAAUGACGUGCAUACAUUAUCCUGACAGGCUUGUAAAGAGUAUAUGUCGCUCUUUUGAGUUAUAUUUUGAAAAAGCAGCUUUCUAACAUGAAUGAUACUCAUUGAGAGUAAUACUAAAAAAAAAAACCCUUUUCAACCUCACUUUCAUUCAUAGACACAGGAGAUAAAGACAUUAUAGAGAGUAACAAUUGAAAUGGUAAAAAAAAAA
Rhizopus microsporus ATCC 52813 is the source of this 1678-nucleotide messenger RNA. Its product is annotated as DUF89-domain-containing protein. Gene Ontology annotation, cellular component: nucleus; cytoplasm. NCBI's taxonomy places the organism in Eukaryota, Fungi, Mucoromycota, Mucoromycetes, Mucorales, Rhizopodaceae. The record is from RefSeq and is a predicted model, not a curated record. The coding region runs from base 67 to 1401 and encodes 444 amino acids. The transcript has 3 exons. Gene Ontology annotation, molecular function: phosphatase activity. Gene Ontology annotation, biological process: DNA damage response.